Messenger RNA from Annulohypoxylon maeteangense, 1462 nucleotides. RefSeq lists its product as uncharacterized. Bases 263 to 1348 code for a protein of 361 amino acids. The record is from RefSeq and is a predicted model, not a curated record. NCBI's taxonomy places the organism in Eukaryota, Fungi, Ascomycota, Sordariomycetes, Xylariales, Hypoxylaceae. The transcript is spliced from 2 exons.
GGUUGAAAGGUGCAUACGCCUGCCAUGGAAAAUCGCUUCAGCCUUAACAUUUGAUUCGGUAGGCGAUGGUAAGGACAAUUCUGCAGCGAUGUAUUCUGGGAAUGGCCUUUAGGCUUCAAUACCUAGAAUGUGCCUUGCCAUUCAACCCAAGGCUUAAGCCUCUUCUCGCAUGACGGUAUUUAAAGAAGACAUAAGGUCGAUAUGAGCUCAGAAACCGUUUGGUCGCAAUUAUAUUUACCUUCCAGUUCAUCGACUUUCACCAAUGGCUGCAGAAAACAGCCAUCAACUCUUCAAACUAACAACCUCUCAAGCCCAAGUGGUACAAUCCGCUCUCCAGCAAUGGUCGAAAGUCAAGCUCAUCAACCCCGAUCUCAUUCCGGACCUUCUCACCACCAUCCAGAUAAUCGAGGACGACCAAGGGUUUCCCUGGCAGAAAUUCGCCAAAUAUGCAUUUAGACUCGCCAUUCUCUCUCUGAUCAUUGGGAUCUUCAGUAUCAUAUUUGACGAAGUCCUGCCAAAGCUUAUCAGGGCAUUCUUGGAUCUUUCUAUCGCCUUGCGCCUCGUGAUCACUGCCGGCGUAGCUAUCAUGGUUCACACGUGGGGAUACCAACGUUCGCUCAUCAAACCCGAAGAGCUGUAUCUCAACGAAUCUAUCCACUGCCUCGGGGCCUUCAUUUUCGCACUCGGCGCGAUACAGCUGGGUUCUUACCUUGAAUGCGACGACGAGGACGAGAACCGUGAUCGGUUGAAUUGGAUCAUAUUAGGGCUCUCGUCUACUUACAACCUCGUAGCGGUUAUGGUCGUUUCCAAUUUCAUCUUAUCGUGCGGAAUGGUUUUCCUGGGCCUCUGGGUCGGUUGUUUACGCCAGUAUCUCGGGUCAAGAUAUCCAAUCCGCUUCGCCUUGCUCGGCGUAGCUAUAAUUUGCGCCGCUUACCCCAUGCGACUAUUUCAAUGUACCGCAGAGUUAUGGUCGGCCACUAGGACCUGGGGUUUACUUUAUCUUUUUAACUCACUUUGGAUCCUCUCGCUCAUUGAUUCCUUUCUCGAGUACUUUAUCGAUAAUAGUUACAAAAAGCAGGAGUCUGGUCAGGUUCUUUCUUGGUUCCUCACGUUCUUGUCCGCCGCAGGUCUCAGCUUAGGGCACGGUCUCCAAUUUCGUGAUUCGACAACCCAUGGUUUUGGACUUGUGUACUUGAGCAUCAAUCUAUGUACGAAGUUCUUCGAACUCUUUUGGGAUGCCUGGUAUAAAUCCGUGUUCUUCAUCGUACUAGCACUCUCGUUAGCAGUCCUCGGACGAUAUGCUGAGUAUGUGAACAUUCAGCAUACAAAUGAUGCCUAUGUCGCAUAGAAAUUUUCAGGAUCGGGGGGUUUAGAUCCUAAAAUGGCCUUCCCUAUGAGGUAUCGAUUUCAUUACUUAAAUACCUACAAGCAGCUGCCUAGCUGGUUAUCAAAAUCCCAACGG